AUGGCACAACCUCACCGUGAAGUGCCACCUACGGUUGCCACUUGCCCUCCAGGCGCGUUUUCCAUAGGCCAGAUGCGCGUCGAGAGCUUGACGCCUACUGUCAUCCGUAAAAAUCUCAUGCCCAUAAUCCUCCUUCACGGAGACUAUCAUACAGCAUCAGUGUGGCUCACUAAGCCUGACAGGCGCCCGGGCUGGGCUUAUUUCUUUGCCGAGCGCGGUCAUCGAGUCUAUGCUCCGCAUCUGCCAUUUCAUGGCCGUUCCGGUGCCUUGGUUCACUACGAACGAGUGAAAGCCAUCACCCCUCAGACCGUCGAGAACCUAUACACGGCCAUCAACAAGACCAACAACCCAGAAUGGCCAGCGGCAAAGACGCACACACAGUGGCCAGGAAGCGGCGUUCGGGGCGAUCCCUUUUUUGACGAAUAUUUCAAACAACUGGUUCCAUUGUAUAUGGACCCCCACGAGCGCCAGGCAGCCGCUCAAGAGGCAGUUGCGAGUCUCUUGCGGUUCCUGAAGCGUCCGGCUAUCCUUGUCGGUCAAGGCAGCGGCGCCAACGUUGCCUGGCUGGUAGCCGAUGUGGCCCCUGACCUCAUCCAUGCAAUCGUUGCAGUCGAGCCACUCGGGCCUCCGUUUGGCUCUGCUCUUGGGAACAUAAAUGGACAACUGGGACCGACGAGCACGUUCACAAGGGCUGCCGGCAUUCGUCAAUAUGGCCUGGCGGAUAUACCGAUGCAGUUUGACCCACCGGUUGCAGCACCAGAGUCAUUCGAGGAGCUGUUUGGUGCUACAUAUCCAGCUUUUGAACCCAUCCCGCCCCGGAAGCUCACGAAUCUGAUCGAAAUCCUCCAACUUGUGGUAACAACGGAAGCGAGCUUCCACCGUUUCUCGGACUGGGCAACGGUACAUUUUCUUCGUCAGGCCGGGGCUACCGUCAAGCAUCACAGACUCGAGGAGCAUGGAAUCCGUGGAAAUGGACACCUCUGCUUCCUGGAGAAAAACAGCAACGAUGUGGCCAACCAUGUGCUCAACUGGUUGCAUAACGAGACAGAUGUCCCGAAAUUACAGGUUCUUGAAGCUCGGCCCUCUCCUUCCCUGGCCAUCAGCCCAUCGGGCGACCAUAGGCAGUCCUUAAUUCUACCCUCUGAAAAGACAUGCCCAACGAAACAGAGACCAGUGGAAACUGAGCUGAAGCCGAUCAACACCAUAGCGAACUCAAGUCAAAGAUAA
Messenger RNA from Neurospora hispaniola, 1227 nucleotides. RefSeq names its product Alpha/Beta hydrolase protein. The record is from RefSeq and is a predicted model, not a curated record. The coding region runs from base 1 to 1227 and encodes 408 amino acids. The transcript has 4 exons. NCBI's taxonomy places the organism in Eukaryota, Fungi, Ascomycota, Sordariomycetes, Sordariales, Sordariaceae.